Molecule: messenger RNA, 1715 nt
Organism: Myxocyprinus asiaticus (Chinese sucker)
Lineage: Eukaryota; Metazoa; Chordata; Actinopteri; Cypriniformes; Catostomidae
Product: sialic acid-binding Ig-like lectin 14
Exons: 8
Coding region: 1-1650 (549 amino acids)
Source: RefSeq, a predicted model, not a curated record
AUGUCGUCUGAGCAAGUGGCUUGGCAAGAGCCGCAUACUUCACUGUCCAAUGUCCAACAAUCAGUGUUGGGUGUUUGGUGUAGGGAGUUCAGCAUCAGUCUCCCAGAGAAGAUUGAAGCUCUGAAUGGAUGUAGUGUGAUCAUUAAGUGUACAUUUGAGAUCAAUAACACACUUGACAAAGACCUCACUGAGAGUGCUACAGGAGUGUGGUAUAAAGAUGGACAUGGCAAGAAGAAAAUAGCAUUUAACUCUAGUAUAGCGAAUCCCAAUCCCAUUAUUAGAGGAAAUAUAUCUGGAAAAUUACAUGAGAAGGACUGCACCACUAUCUUUUAUGACGUUAGUUCAAAUCACAAUGGAAAAUAUUACUUCAGGAUUGAGGGUAAUGGUGGACUGAAAUAUACCUACAAAACAGCCUCUGUUGCUAUAAAUGUCAUUGACUCUCCUCAUAACCCCACAGUGAAGUUGUAUGUGGAUCAGAAGGAGGUGCAGAGUCAGCAGGUGUUGGAGGGGAGCUCUGUGAGUCUGUCCUGCUCUGCUGAGACUCUCUGCUCCUCUCCUCCAGCAACUCUCACAUGGAGCUCCACUCCCAGACUCCCCUUCAGUCUAGAGGAGCAGCAGAGUCAAACUGAACUCAUCUCUCAUCUCAACUUCACUGCUACUCACCUUCAACACACAAUCACUUUCACCUGCACUGUCACCUACCAGCUACAGAAUGACAACAAAACAGCACACAGCAACCUCACAUUACAUGUUACAUAUGCCCCUAAAAUCUCUCUCUCAUCCAGCUGUAACAGAACUGAUGUAACUGAUGUGUGUUUGUGUGAGGUUGAUGGGAACCCCUCUCCUAAACUGGAGUGGCAUCUGUCUGGACGUCCUGUCACUAACUCUACAAACUCAUCCAUCAGUGAAGAGCGAUUGAGCAGCACAGUCUUGAGGAGCUUCAUCACUCUACAUCACUCACUCACACACACAUCCACCGUGCAGUGUGUCACCACCAACACUCAUGGCACUGCCACACAACUGUUCCAAUGGCUUUUCUAUGCUCAAGAGUCAACAGGUAUCAAUAAUUUGUCUGUGCUGAUUGGAGCUGCUGUUGGGGUUUUAGUGGUCAUGAUCUGGUGUGGCAUUACACAUAUCUAUGCACGAAGGGGGAAUAGAAAACCUUCACAAACUAGAGGAGAAGGUACUUUGCGAGUCGUUUUAACUGAUGAAGCUGGUUCAGAGGAGAAUGAAGAAGAGACUAUUUAUGCCAAUAAACUCAUGCUUACACCUGUUGGAGCCUCCACAUUGAAUUGUCCAGAAUCUCUCCAUAAUUCCUCCACUGACUUUACGAACACCAUCCUAGCUUCGUGUGAAAUCAGGUGCGACUCCUCACUUGCUGCUGACUAUGCUGCAGUCCUUCAUCCUACAGGAGUGACAAAGAGCUCUAUGGGAGGUGAUAAGGUAGAUCCCCAGAGAGAUCAAAACAUACUAGAGAGGGAAAUAAAGACAAGUGGAGUGCAGGCAAAAGGAGUGUUUUCAGGAGCAAGACAAGAACAGGUGAUCAUGAAUACAAGAGAAGUAAAGUCAAAGCAAUCUAAUGAAGAGUUGCUCACAAACUCCGGCGAAGCUUCUCAGCUUUAUGCACAAGUUAAACGUUGCAACCCAUAGAGAACUGGGGACCUAUAUAAGGUUUAGCCAAUCCUCUAUUAUUUGUUUUCUGCAAAAGAAAUAUU